Metarhizium album ARSEF 1941 is the source of this 1332-nucleotide messenger RNA. RefSeq lists its product as uncharacterized. The coding region runs from base 1 to 1332 and encodes 443 amino acids. The record is from RefSeq and is a predicted model, not a curated record. The transcript is spliced from 2 exons. Lineage: Eukaryota; Fungi; Ascomycota; Sordariomycetes; Hypocreales; Clavicipitaceae.
AUGACUCCCAUAGAACUUCAACCAGGCCUUGUCGGGGCAACUCAAGAAGCAAUGCUGAUGCAACGCCUUUCAUCAGAGCCGCUCGCGAUCAAUUCAACAAAAGACGAAAAUGCGAGACCCGGUGGCGUAUCGGCAAGAGCUCCUGUUCCUCAAAUCCCUCACCCUCUGGAUGACGGCGGAUCCUUCCAUGAGGACACGAGUGUUGAUUCUGAGCCCGAAGAUGAAGAAUCUGCGCGGCCCGAGUCUAUCCAUGAGAAACCCGCAGCUGGGGUUGGCAAAGCACCAGACCAACAACAUACUUUGCAACGUCUAUCGGCCUUGCACAGACUGCCUGCGGAAAUUAGGCUCGCCAUAUACAAAAUACUUCUCGUAUCCAGCAGCCCAAUUCGGGUUCAUUCGGGUUGGAGAUGUGUUUUUAAGAGACAGUCGUUGGGAAUCCCUACAAGUAUCCUGCGUACAUGUCAACGUGUAUAUGACGAAGCUGUCGGGGUUCUCUACGGCGCCAACGUAUUUCUCUACAAACUGCGAGACCACGUUUCCAGCGUCACCGAUGUCGAUCGACUGGCGCAUAUUGAUGACGCAGACGCGGUAUUUCCCAUCAACGGCGAGGCAGAUGGGGACUACGACGCGGAAGAUGAAGACGACCCGGAGUGGCGGGAGGAGACAAGCAGCCGGAACACGUCUCGACGAAGAACUACCCGGCGCCGCGGCAGCAGAGCAACCGACACAGAGGGCGACAUCAACAUUCAGAAACAUGCCUUGCUCUUCCGGCACAUUGUUGUGGAGGCAGAGCGGAACCGCUCCGUCGAAAGGACCAAGAAGCUCAUGGCAAAUGCCCUCAGCAUCUUCAACUACCGCGACAUGGGCGACCGCCGGCAAGUCUUUAAUAUCCAUACUCUAACAAUAAGGGUGACGCCAGAGUGGGAGCCACCUAAAGGAGAAGAAGGCAGCGGACACUACACUUUUGUAGACUUCUUCAAUCGAGAGUCGCCUGUCAUGAAGGCGGUCCAGGGUAUCCAUUGCCAGUUUCUACUCGUAGACCUUAUGGGUUGUUGCAGGUACGGGGACGCUUAUGAUGGGCGCGAGCUCAAAAUCGACAUGAGGCAUCUGCGGCUGAAGAACGAGGUGAAUCGCAUCAUCGUGGAUAGAUGGAAGGGCGAUCGGGUGAUGCAGGUAGGACGUGUGAGGAGGGCAAAAAUGGCCUUGCACGCAUUGGCCACAUUGGAGCAGCGCGUCGCUGCAACCUGCGAGGAGUGUCUGGAGCAAACAGGGCGUGGUGACGAAUGGGACGAUUUUACUGUCAUGGAGUUGGACGACGAGGGCGCCGGUUGA